UGAGUUGCCACUUGCUGUUGCCAUGCCCAUAAGUGGCAGCCCUUGCAACCAGUGCAAACUGCAAGAUUAUCUCAUUUUAUGUAGAAUAGAAUGGUGCAUUCUAAUUUAGGAUUUGACGUUGAACCAACAGUGGAUGAAAAUUCCAAUGUUAGUAGGAGUUCUUCCAUUAACUCCUCUAGUGGUUCAAUUAAUGACUUUCCCAAUGAAAGAAAUUCAUUUACAAAAAUUGCUCAUGAAGAUGAGAUGGAAAACUCAUCUGGUCAAAGUUCAUUCGGCACAAAAAAAUUUAUUGCUAGUCUGGAUGUUGGGACCACAAUUAUUCGAUGCUUUAUUUUCAACACAAAUGCUGAAAUAUGUGCUUCAGCUGAAGAAAGGGUUGAGUUACUUCAUCCUGAACCUGGUCAUAUUGAAAUGGAUCCAGAAGAGACUUGGAAUAAAUGUCAGCUGGUCAUUCAAAAAACAGUUGAAUGUGUUGGUGCAGAAAACAUCACAAGCAUUGGUGUGUGCACUCAGCGUGGCACUUUUUUGCUCUGGGAUGCUGUUACUGGCAAGCCUUUCCACAAUCUCAUCACCUGGAAAGACCUGAGAGCAGAUGCUCUGGUCAAGCAUUGGAACAAGUGCUUCCAAAUGAAUUGUCUGCGCCGGGGCAGUCGCUUCCUGCACUUCUUGACUGGCAGUGACAGAUUUCUGGCAUCAAGCGUUUUGACCUUCAUGAAUGCCCAGGUUGUGAUGCGUCUGAAGUGGGUUCUGGAGAAUAUUGCUGAGAUGGAUAAGCUUAUAGCAGGUGGCAGGGUGCGAUUUGGGACACUGGACACCUGGAUUGUCCACAAACUGACCCAAGGCAAGGUGUAUGCAUCGGACUACUCUAAUGCCAGCGCCACGGCCAUGUUUGAUCCCUUCUUAAAAGAAUGGAGUUCCUUCGUCUUGCGCUUCCUUGGUAUCCCAAAUUUAAUUUUUCCUGAACUACGGCCAAGUUGUGGGGACUGGGGAACCUGUCAUCCCAGUGUCUGUGGGGCUGCUUUGCCUAUAACUGCUGUGGUCAGUGACCAGGGGGCAUCUCUGGCAGGGGGAGGAGGACACUCACGAGGCCAUCUCAAGAUCACCCUGGGGACAGGCGCCUUCAUGAACCUCAAUACUGGCGAGCAGCCUCUGGCUACAGUGUGUGGAAUAUACCCGGUGGUUGGGUGGCAGGAACCUAAGGGCAGAGUUGUGUUCAUGGCUGAAGCCUCAGCGUUGGACGUCGGCACGGUCAUGGAGUGGGGACAGCGCGUUGGACUCUACACCGACGUGACAGAGACCGCUGCCAUCGGAGCGUCCGUUCCAGACUCUGGAGGCGUGUACUUUGUCCCUGCGUUCCAGGGCCUCCAGGCGCCCGUGAACGACAGCACCGCGACGUGUGGCUUCAUGGGCAUCAAGGCAGUGACGACGCGUGCCCACCUCGUUCGUGCCCUGCUUGACAGCUUGUCAUUCCUUGUCUACCAGAUGUUUGAGGCCAUGCUGGAUGAGGCUCGGCAGCCGCUGCUUGAUGCCAGGGUGGACGGCGGAGUGUCGCGUAACGAGCUCAUCGUGCAGCAGAUCGCGACGCUGACGCAGCGGCGCCUGACGCGCUACACCACGACGCAGCUCAGCGCCCAGGGCACCGCCGUCCUAGCCGGCCUGGGGGCAGGCGUUCACAAAAGCGCAUCUGCUGUAGACGCGCUGCUGGUUGUGGAGCGCGUAUUCGAGCCUGAAGCAAGCGAGCGUCCUCGUCUGCUGCUGCACUACGCCAGGUGGAAGAAAACCUGUGCAAGAUUCGGCGCCUGGACAUCUAGUUUCGAGGGUCAACUCUAAUAUUCUUCCAGUCAAUAUUGUGCUCUUUAAAGUUGAUAAAAUUUUAUGCUGGAUGAAGGUAUGAACGUUUCUGAAAAUAUAUUUUUGGUACCUAAACUUAGGGUGAUGAUUGCGAUCAGUAGACAUUCCCUGUGAUGGGUGCAGGUUGUUAACGGAAUGGCUGUUGGAAGCAUCUUCUGUCAAACUUUUUCUCCGAAUAGUUGAAUUUUGUGCAAUAAUAUUCCAUGUCGCUUCUCAUCUCUUCGUAAACCAAUUCUUUAAAAAAAACUCCUGGUGGCGGGAAUACGUUACCUUAUUUUAUCUGAAGCUUACCGGAAUUCAGUGCCAACUUCUGGUAUAUCUUGAUAGUUUUCAGGCCAUUGAUUUAACAAUCACAGUCAAGUCGGAUGGCUUUCAGUAAAAGUAAACCUAACCAUUUUGGAAAAGAUUCAAGAACGUCAUAGUAAAGAGUAUUUAUUACGUAGUUUAUAUAGUUGGUUUUCUUUAUGUGAGGAAACAGCGGCUCAAUCCACAACUACUUCAAAAUUGUAACGCUAAUUUAUCCCUAUUUUCAAUACCAUUUUUAUUUCUUGUUGAGAACAUUGUUGCAUCAUUGCAAUUCAAGGUUCAUCUCCCUCUUUUUAACAUGUAAUGUAAGCGCUAUUAAAUAUUCAUAUCUUGCCCUGCAUAAAAUUUCCUUGCCCUGCAUAAUUUCCGCUCCUCACCUCAACUGAAACUUCCUUCAUCAGAUACAAUUUCUUGAAUUCGGACUUAUCGCUUUGUUCUUGGGGU
Hyalella azteca is the source of this 2601-nucleotide messenger RNA. RefSeq names its product putative glycerol kinase 5. Gene Ontology annotation, biological process: triglyceride metabolic process; glycerol-3-phosphate biosynthetic process; glycerol metabolic process. The coding region runs from base 91 to 1830 and encodes 579 amino acids. Gene Ontology annotation, molecular function: glycerol kinase activity. Gene Ontology annotation, cellular component: mitochondrion. The transcript is spliced from 12 exons. Lineage: Eukaryota; Metazoa; Arthropoda; Malacostraca; Amphipoda; Hyalellidae. The record is from RefSeq and is a predicted model, not a curated record.